This is a messenger RNA of Diorhabda sublineata, 2664 nucleotides long. RefSeq names its product V-type proton ATPase subunit S1 (gene VhaAC45). Lineage: Eukaryota; Metazoa; Arthropoda; Insecta; Coleoptera; Chrysomelidae. The coding region runs from base 170 to 1435 and encodes 421 amino acids. The record is from RefSeq and is a predicted model, not a curated record. The transcript is spliced from 8 exons. Gene Ontology annotation, cellular component: proton-transporting V-type ATPase complex.
AACACUGAAUAGAAACACAGAGCUUUGAUAUUAAAACACCGAGUGUCCUGUCAAGAGCACUGAAAACAGUCAAACCGUGUGAUCUGAUUGUCAAAUGUUGGGUAGCACUUUCACGUGAUCAAAUCUAAAUUAUAUCUGCUUUAAAAAAAAUACGGACAAUUUUCUAAAUAUGAGUGCCAGUGCAUUGCUUUUUGCAGCAUUGUUUUUAGGUUUUAAUAUAGUACAAUGUGCAGAAUUUGUCCCGUGUUUCAUGUGGUCAAACAAAAGGACCAACGAACAUGUUCCAGCCCUAAAUAGAGUUAAUCAAGAUAUAUUUAAAAAUGAAAUUAAACACUAUUUGGAUGAGGGAUAUUUGUUAGUAAUAUUUGCAGAACAAACUUUGAGUCCAGAAGAUUUUGCUCAACAUGAUCAAUCAGCUGUAACAUUCCCCAAUUUGGUUGAAUUAAAAAAGUCAACAAGAGUUUCUUACUUACCUAAUGUACAGAAUCCAAUUACAGCUUUAAAGCAUCUAGAUGUCUCAAUUACUGAAGUUCCUGUUGACAAAUUUGGAAAAAGCUUUGAAAUUCCAGAGACUGAUAUACUUGUUGUUAAUCUAAAUGAUGCUAAGGAUUCUGAAGACAGGAUAGUCAUGUUGAAGAGACAUGAUGCUGCUAUUGCUGCAAUUUUCGAGGAUUUAUCUAGAAAACAUAAUAAUAUUCUAGCAGUUUACACAGCCUAUCACACAUCAUGGGUUGCAUCUGAAGAAGUUGUAAAAUCAAGACUGACAAGAUCUCUUUUAGAAGAUACCUCUGCAGAUACUGGAAGCACAACUAAUUCAGAAGUGCCGAUUCCUCCCUACGGAAAUUCUACGCAUUUUUACAAGACAUCUAACAUAUAUUUGUAUGUUUCUGAAGCAAACUAUACCUAUGAUGACACUGUCAACACCAUAAAAUUUGAUUACUUUAUAAAUACAAGUAACUCAACUUAUUAUACUUUAACAGCAAGUGGAAGUUCAAAACACAAUAUUGUGCUUAAAAUGUCAUUUACUAAUAAUGGUAGCUCUGGAUACUGGGAGCAAGUAGAUGAAAUAACUGCUGUUAUAUCAAAUUCCACUCUCCAGGAGAAUACUUUAACCCUAAUCCCAACAGCCCCAAUUUAUGCACCAGAAAAGUUUUCUUUCCACUGUGGAGAUCAAUUUUUUUCCAAUGAUAGUUUGAAGAUACUGUUAAAGGAUUUCCAGAUUCAGUUGUUAUUCAACAAUGAAAAUUCAACAAAUAAAUUCGGUGAUGCGUAUGACUGCGUUGGUUUCACAACUGUUCCAAUUUGGUCUGGAUUAUUUGUAACUGCUAUUUUAUUGAUCAUUAUGACAAUUGGUAUUACGAUGAUGAUGGAUAUUAGAACUAUGGAUAGAUUCGACGAUGCUAAAGGAAAAACUAUUACUAUUAAUGCGGAAUAAUUCGUGUCGCUAGAUAAUAUGCUUUUUUGCUAAGCUCGAAUGUUCAAUUCUGCUGUAUUUUUUAAUAAUCCAUAGAAUAUUAAGACUGUAACAUUUUAUCUUAAUUUGAAGUUAAAGUUAUAUAACUGUUAUAAAAUAAUUGACACAUAUAAAUGUUUCUUCUGUUGAUAAAUUCUAUGGAUUCUACAGAAAUACAAAAUAUGUUGUCAUAGAUUCAGAAUAAGACAUUUUCUUGUUUAGCAAUACGAGCAGUAUUAUUAGUUAGCCUUUCCCAAGAAAACUAGUUAUUUCACCUGAUAAGAUCAAUAAUGAUGGAAGGCUUGUGAUAACUAAGCUUCUAUUUUUUUAUAGUCAUUUAUAUCGAUCUUUUCAGGUUUUGUACUUUAGGCUCUACUGCCUUUUCUACUUCCCCUGGACCUAAUAAAAACUUACCAUAGAUUAUACCAUCAAGUGUCACUAUUUCUAUAGAUGAAUCUGUUUGAUUGUCAUUUCCUCCUUCCUCGUUUAUGAGAUGUUUCACAAAAAUACAUUACAAAUAGUAGAUUAAAGCGGAACUUUUUCAUUAGUGCUGUAAAAAACAAAUUUAUUGUUUCUAUAAACCUGAUAUUGGCACAAAAUUUAUAAGAAAAUUAUAUUGGGUUGAAGUAACUCGGAUCAACUCACCCUAUUGCCAUAUUAGUAAUACAAAAAGAAUAAUAUUAGUCUGUAUAAUAUAAUUAUAAACAUUUUUAUUAAAAAAAAAUAUUUUCAUUUAACUUGUCCAUGAGAUCUAGAAAAUCAUUUUCCCUAAAUACACACAUUAUAUAAAUAUAUAUGACAAUAGUGUUUUUAUCAUCUUUUUGGAUUUAUAUAAAACCUAGUAACUUGUUGUUCAAGUAGUAGUACAAUAAUUGUUGAAGAAAGUGUAGCCUUGAUAUUUGGUUCAUUUUAUGUGUUAGAUUUAUACUAUUGAAAAAUACGCUAAUUUUGUAGGGAUGUAUAUUGUUUGUAUUUUGUAAAUAUUACAUAACACUGUUAUGGUAUGGUACUGUCUCAAAAGUGUUCCUAAUUUUAAUGUUUCAUUUCUAACCAAAAUUUUUUCAAGGUGAAGGGCAUAUAUUAUAUAUAAUUUAUAGACCAGUCUUUAUUUGUAUAUACUUACUACAUCAUUUAGUAGAUAAAUGCAGUACCAUUUAUUCUGUUGCCAAACAGUGUAGACUAUAAAUUAUCUUAAUAAAUUAUGAAAAAUA